CAGCCAGCACGUGUGAACAACAAAAAUGACUGAUUUUGACAAAUAUUUGGAAGAAGCAGUCACCAAGGACCUGCCCAGCUCCGAGGACGAAGCAGACAUCAAAGACGAGGACACCUGUAGCGUUCAAGAGCUUGCCGCCAAAUUCCGGCUGCAGUACAGGCCGCAAGAUGAAUCGGUGGUUUCGCUGAAGCGGGACUAUGUACUGAGUCUAGGUGCAGACCACAGAUUCACCCGGAUAGCUGCCGGUCUGUCCAGCACAGCCGUUCACAUCUACGAUCUGGAGACGGCCGGAGGACUGAAAACCUUGCAAGAUGUACCCGCCAAAGAAAAUACCGAAACGAGCGCUACCAUCUGUGGAGUGCAGUUUCUCGAUGAGGGCUCCGAUGCCCUACUUGUGGGCACCACUGAUGGAAUGGUGCGUCUCUUUGACCUACGCACCUCAGGCGAGCAGGCCAGAUUCGAGUACAAAAGCGAUCCAGAGGCACAAUUCCCACAGGUGCCCAAAUCCCUAACAUGCUUUGAUCGGAAUGCCAAUAGCAGAAUUAUUUGCUGCGGCACGGAGCAAUACAUCGGCAGUGUCCAUCUACUGUUCUUCGAUGUGAGAGAGCGCAAGCAACUGGGUGGCUUCUACGAGAGCCACCAAGAUGAUGUGACCUCAGUGCGCUUCCACGAUCGAAAUCCAGAUAUGCUCUGCACCGGAGGCACCGAUGGCCUCAUCAAUUUGUUUGACAUCAAACAGACCGACGAGGACGAGGCCCUGCAGAACACCAUCAACACGGAGAGUAGUGUGCACCGACUGAACUGGCAUCGUAACGUCUACGACAAGGACAUCAUCUCGUGUAUUACCCAUACCAAUGAUUUUAAGAGCUACGAGUGCGAGGAGGGCGACGAGGUGGCUUCGUUUGAACGGUCCGAUAUCACUGAGGCUAUUCGACGCAAGAAUGCGGGUAAUUUCAACCUGGUAAAUGCCCAUAAUCUGGAGGACAAUGGCGUGUUCCUUUUGGCAGGCACUAACUACAAUCGCGGAGAGAUCCUGCGCUCUGUGAGCGUCCUAUCCAAAGAAAAGCUCGAACCAUUGGCCAAUUUCGCAGGUAAUAAGCAAAUCGUUCGGGACAGUCUAUUCGAUGCCAAGCGCCAGCUGCUGGUGACGGGCGGCGAGAGCGGCAUUGUUAGCGUUUGGACGCAGGAUGCCACUGGAAACGUGAGCAACAGUGGCAAGCUGAAAACCAAGAUAAAAUCCCACAAAAAGACGCCGUAUUAAAUAUACCAGUACACAUUA
This is a messenger RNA of Drosophila persimilis, 1279 nucleotides long. RefSeq names its product WD repeat-containing protein 89. The transcript is spliced from 3 exons. Lineage: Eukaryota; Metazoa; Arthropoda; Insecta; Diptera; Drosophilidae. The record is from RefSeq and is a predicted model, not a curated record. Bases 26 to 1261 code for a protein of 411 amino acids. Gene Ontology annotation, molecular function: protein binding.